Molecule: messenger RNA, 1072 nt
Organism: Morone saxatilis (striped sea-bass)
Lineage: Eukaryota; Metazoa; Chordata; Actinopteri; Moronidae
Gene: tp53inp2a
Product: tumor protein p53 inducible nuclear protein 2
Exons: 4
Coding region: 236-685 (149 amino acids)
Source: RefSeq, a predicted model, not a curated record
UGAAAAUGCAAAACAACAGUCUGUUUGGUUGUAACAGGCUUUCAGAGGCUUAACCAACAAUAAAUGACCUGUUUGACAGUUUCAGACUGACACUGCACAAUGUUCUGCGACUGAACCUGAGAGACACUAACAGCAGAUAAAUACUUGCAACACCUGAGCUUCCUGCUUAACAAAGAAGGAAAGUAAGGAAGGAAGGGGACAACAAACAACAAAACCUCAAGAGAAGACAAAGACGAUGUUCAAAACAAUCACCCGGCUGCUUUUUGGGGGAGAGGAGGAGACCCCCAAGGAUGUCAAGUCUGGAGAAGUGGUGGAAGAAGGGUGGCUUGUAGUCAGUCAUCAAGAGGCAGAGAGCCAUAGUGCAGAGCUGACUGACACCCAACCAUCAAACUCUGCUCCUCAUGGAGACACAAUCGCAAACAUGGACAAUGACAGCAGUGUGUUGGAUCCAGAGCCCACAGUUCAAAGCAGCAUCGCCACCAGUCGAGAGAUCACAGGCUCAGUUUCUCAGCCUAAAGCUUUGUUGGAAGUGACUCAGUUAGCCUGCACCCAGAAGGCUAAGGCCUGGACAGACCGACACCACAUGACUCGUAACGCCAUCCAGCGCCAGAACCGCGUCCGCCAAGGAGUCCAACAUCACUCCUUCCACCUCCAACAGCCGGGACAUCGCAACCUCAGCCAUUGAGGCUUGACGGCAAAUGUUAACCAGGAAAUACAUCAUUAUUAUAAUACUAUUAAACACAUACUACAAUACACACAGUUUAGUUUUGUGCAGAUUUAAGCUAAAUAAAUGUAACACUUGACAACUCUUACAAGGUAGUAGGCAGCUACAUUAUAACUCGUACUGUAUAUGAAUUUGGAAUGAAGACGUCCGCCUCAUGAAAUGAGAUACACCAUGUUUUCUUGUUUGUGUGCAUGUGAUAUGAUGUGGAUGAGAGAAAAGUGCAGCCUAUGCAAAAUGUAUCCUGUAACAUUUCUGACAAAGUGACGUGAUUUGUGUAUUGACAUGCAUUUACCUCUAUGUACUUGGUUGAAAACCUUUUUUUAUACGACAAUAAAAACUAUGACAUUG